AUGGCAAUAUCUCUACGUAGCAAGAACGAGGAUCCUGCCAGUGAGUUCGACGCAUGGGAAACGGCUGACCACGCCAGCUUUACAUUCCGAGACCAGAGGAGAGUCGAGGACGCUUGCAAACCCCGCAGAGUCGGCAGAUCGCUUGCGGGUGAUCUGGCUGGGUACCGGCGACUGUUCAUCGGAGCCUGUGCCAGCGGUAGGAAAUCCCAGGUCCAUCUGCACCUGUCGAAUGACCUCAAUGAACUGCUCUCUUUGCUGGUCACUCCCGAAAUCAAGUUCAAACCUCCCUUUCGGACCAUCGAUAAUCAGCAUGCUUUUGUCAAAAAAGCAGCAGAUCUGCGUGUCAAAGGCGAGGGUUAUCCAACACUGAAAGAGAUUCUUCAGGGCCUGCCGGCUGAGCUUCGGUACGAGAGGGUAGAAGCAACUUUGAAAUCUCAAAACCUUCUCUACAUGCGAGUGAUUGUCUUUGUCAAGGAGAGCUGCCAGGGCUUUGACUGUUUUGGGUGGUAA
Molecule: messenger RNA, 510 nt
Organism: Aspergillus fischeri NRRL 181
Lineage: Eukaryota; Fungi; Ascomycota; Eurotiomycetes; Eurotiales; Aspergillaceae
Exons: 2
Coding region: 1-510 (169 amino acids)
Source: RefSeq, a predicted model, not a curated record